Adineta steineri is the source of this 1058-nucleotide messenger RNA. The record is from the annotation of a GenBank genome assembly. NCBI's taxonomy places the organism in Eukaryota, Metazoa, Rotifera, Eurotatoria, Adinetida, Adinetidae.
AUGUUGGAUAAAAGUCCAUGUUUGCCUGAUAUUGAACAAUCAUUAAAUCGUUAUUUUAAUAAAUAUCAAAAACAAUAUUCAAUGUUAUUAACAUAUCAUCCAAAAAUUGAUUGUGAACAUGGUCGUUAUUUAUUAUUAGAUAAUUCAUUAUCAUCUCGUGUUUUUCAUGGUACUGGCUCACAAUUAAUGUGGUAUUUAGGUGUUCUAAAUAUUGCAUAUAAAUUCAAUUUAACAUUAAUACAUUUAGAAUGGACUGCUGAACAUUCUCAAGAUGAAACAAAUCUUGACCGAGAAAAAUAUUGGCAAUUUUAUCAUUGGGAAAUACCUUAUUCAGCAUAUGAAUUAUGUCCAAAAAAUUCAUCAAUUAAACGGAAUAUAUUUCGAUAUGAUUUAAUUGCAAAUCAAACAUUUGAUCAAUAUCAUCAAGGAAAACAACCAUUUACAAUAAAAUCUUAUUUGAAAUUUUUAUUCGAAAGUUUUCUAUCGAAUAUGAAUAAAAAUGAUGUAGGUUUUACAUUUUAUUCUAGUCGAACUCUUACUAUUACAUCAUCAUUAAUGGAAAUGGGCAGUGUUUUUGAAAUUCGAUGGUGGUUACAACAUAGAAAAUUAUAUAAAGAACCUUAUGGAGUUUGGUCAGGGAUUUCUGUUCGAUCAAAUUAUUUACCAAUUGAUUAUUUUCAAUAUAUAUCAUCAAAUUCAUUUAUUAUUCAAUGUCCAUCGAUUAAUAUAGAUGAUAGUUUAUUAAUUGGUGUACAUAUACGUCAUGGUGAUGUUAUUAAACGAAAUAAACAAGGUGAAAUAAUAUCUGGUGAUUUAUAUCGUUAUAUUUCAAAUUCAGCUUAUAUUCCAUUAUUAAUUUAUCUUAUUAAUUCAUUACCAAAUGAAAUACAAAAUAAAUAUUUAAUUACAAUAUAUAGUGAGGGUGUUAUAAAUGAUUUUGAUGAUAUACUUAAAAGUUUAAAAAUUCAUUUACCUCAAUCACGUUGUCAUAUAUCAUUUUUUUUAAAUGGACGAACAUCAGAAACAUUUAAUCGUUUAUUACGUGAUGAUAUUAUUAU